Perca fluviatilis (European perch) is the source of this 4149-nucleotide messenger RNA. RefSeq names its product basic helix-loop-helix transcription factor scleraxis-like. Gene Ontology annotation, biological process: developmental process; regulation of transcription by RNA polymerase II. The coding region runs from base 2862 to 3509 and encodes 215 amino acids. NCBI's taxonomy places the organism in Eukaryota, Metazoa, Chordata, Actinopteri, Perciformes, Percidae. Gene Ontology annotation, molecular function: protein dimerization activity; RNA polymerase II transcription regulatory region sequence-specific DNA binding; DNA-binding transcription factor activity, RNA polymerase II-specific. The transcript has 4 exons. The record is from RefSeq and is a predicted model, not a curated record.
CGGUUACAGCUCUGUCAAGCUUUGUCUUUAAACAACUCCAAACCAACACACCCACAUCUUAUCAUUUAACAAUUAGAUAUUAUGAACAAGCAGCAGUUUAGCUAGCUACAGAUUGGAGGUAGGCUAUCUACCAUCAACAGCUAGCUUAAAGUUACCGCACACAGCAGUCUUUCCAGCCAAGCCGUGGGGUUCACAAACACUCUAAAGCGUGAUUUAAACUAAAACUAACGCUAACUCUGAAUUAAACCAGCUGAAUGUAACCUUAGAUUUACCAGUGGCGGACUUCGGAAUUACCGGAGUUAACUUAACGUUACCGGAAGGUGAAGCUUUAUUUUAAUUUUUUCGGAAGUAAGCUAGUCACCUCCUCAGACCUGAGUCUUCACCAUGGUCUUCACUGAACGCACAGAGGUCCAUUAACGCCAGAGGAAGACAGAUUGUUAAAGGGAGUGUAAGUGAGUAAAGUAGCAGCUCCCCUACUAUAAACCCCUGAGCCUCCCCUUCAUCACAAAAACACUCCACACAAAAAUUGGAGUCCCUUGAGGGCAGACCCUCCAGCGUCCCAUCUUGUACAGAUAAAAGGCUUCGGCCGUGGCUGAAUAAACCCAGUUCCCGGCUUCAACCGCGAGCCCAGCCUGAACCGUCCGGCGCUGCUGCUGCCCGCCUCCCAGCAUGCUGUCCAGGGACAAACGCAGCACAGACGGUGAGGCUGGGGAACGAAGAGAAGACACAGGGAGAAAGGCAAACUCUCACUUCACCACUCAAGCUUCUCAGCUUCUUGCUGUCAAGAAAGUGGUUUAACAAAACAUCCGAUUGUGCAAACCCAAGUUCCAGUCUUACCUCUUGCUGGUAGCCUGCUCUGUUAUCGAAGUACAUUGAAGAGAAAAGAUUUGAGAGAGCACAAAACAAACGUGGCUACUCAGUCUGCAGGUCAACCUUCGAGAGCACACAGGUACGGAUUUGUAAGAGCAGAAAUAGAUUUGUGACAGAUGAUUUGAGCAUGCAAGAGGAAUUGUCCGACUACAUUCGAUCCAGCAAAAGAGAUUCUCACCAUCGUAAUGAUCGAAGCUGCUCGAGCUCACCUUUGGCAGCCUGAAUUCCCUGAGAGUUUCACCUGUUUAAUUUGACCUGGAAGUGAAAAAUCAAAAUGCGUUGAGUUGACACUAAAUGACUAAUAUCACAUUUAUUUUAUGGGAAAAUUAUCUCAUUUUUAAGUGAGUGAGUUUUGAGAGUCAGAUUAAUUGAAUAAUUUUUUUUUAAUAAAGAUAUGAGGAUGUGUUGCAGCAUUCAGAAUGACAACAAUUUCAGAAUAGGUGUGGCGCAAAUCCGACGUACCGGUAUGAAUAAAUUAGGCGACAGUAAGUGGAUCAGUUGGAUCGACAGAUUAUGCAGACUUUAGCUCUGAAAAAUACAUGACCCUGCUGUCCAGAUGUGGGUGUGUCCUGUUGCAGCUUGCUGGUCAAAAAUGGUUAGCAAGUGACCUCUUGUGACCUCGAGUAGUGUUCCGAAUUUGUUUUGUGCUCUUUGAAAUCUUCGUCGUCAAUAUAACUUCCAUACUCUGUCGGAUGAGUCGAGAAAAAGAACAAAUCACCCAGCAUGGAAAAACAGGAAAAUUGGAGAAGACUGUUUGCUUUUUUUAUCUGCAUAAUUGAUCCAUGUCAAAACCUGAAAACAAAUUAUUACAGAAGAUUAUGAAAUUAUAUUAGAUCAUUUGGACAGUUAUGUGAAGAAUUGACCUCCAACAGAGUUAAAUAACUUUAAGUACACAGAGUUCGGUCUUGUCUGUGCAGCAACAAUAUAAAAAACACACAAACAGAUUUGGAAUACAUUUUUUCUCAGACCUUAGAUAUUUGAUUGCACUGUCCAGGAUCAUGGCUUUAUUACUCCUGUCAGAUGACACAUUUUAUCUGUUUCUUUUCCGUUUUAAGUCUCAAUCCACAAAAUUGCAUAUUUAUACAAUAUUAUUAUUGACAGGAAUAUGUGUUUCAGAAGUCACUAAGGUCACCAAACACACCCAGCACACAAGGGCGAAGCAAGUUCUGUUUUAGGGUGGAUUUCCCCUGAAACGAACUAGCGUGCAGCCAAAACAAACUCCUGCUGAUGGUUUGCCUCUUGCCUCUGGUCUCUCUGGCCUGCUUCUAGACAGCAGCCGAGGGACCCUCAGCGCUCAGAGGGAGGAGUGGAGGAGUCCUCCGGCCCUCCCACUGGCUAUAAGACCAGGGGCAGACGGAAACACUCAGACGGCAGGCACACGUGGAGCAAAGAGGCAGGGAGCGAGAAGGACGUGGAGAGAGGCUGAGAGAUAGAGGGAGAGAGACCAAUAGAGAGCAAGAGCCAGUCAAACUGCUGCCACAGACGGGGAGUAGUUUUUGCUAUUGGGAUUGAAACAGACAAAUAUAGAAACAACGGACCAAAAAAGAGGUUUAGAGAAGAAAAAGAGGACAAAAUCAACAGCCAUUUGGCUUCGACGUGCCAUUCUAAAUUUGGGAUUAACAGAAAGAAGAACUGACCUUUUGGGAUGUGAAGUGUUUUGUGUAAACCAAGAGAGAAAAACACAGCAGCUCUGAGGUCAAGUUGCUCUUGACCACUGACCUAAGGAUCAACUCGCUGAUCUUUUAAACCAAGCCUAACUCGUCAUCAUAAGGGCUACAUCUGACUCACCUGGCUUGACUCAUUUUGCAACCAAGAGAAGUUGGGGGGUAAAGUAAUUUAAGCGGUGGGUGCCUUUUUAGUCAAAAGCAUCAACAGAAAAAUAGCUAAGCAACUUUCGAUAUCAAACUUGCAAACGUUACAAGUUGAACCUCGCCAAGUGGAAGUCUCACGAGGAUUGACCAGCAGCUGACAGAACAUUGUUUACGGUGAAGAUGACGUUCGCCAUGCUGCGCACGGCGCCUCCCGCAGGCCGCUUCUUGUACGGCGACAUCGCUCUCCUCUCCGAAGACGACGAUGAGAACGGGAGCGAGGGGUCGGGCUCCGAGGAGCGUACCACCAACUCCUCCAACUACCGCCUGUCCUCCUCUUCGCCAUCUGCCUUUCACAUCAAGGUGAACAGGAAGAGGAAGCUGUGCGGGGCAGGAGGGGGCGUAGGGGGGGAUGUAGAGGCCAUGAUGGGGAGGCUCCUUCCCCAGGGGUCUCCCAUCCUUGGGGAGGGUCGCCAGAGGACUGCAGCCAACGCGCGGGAGAGAGAUCGCACCAAUUCUGUCAACACGGCAUUCACAGCGCUGCGCACACUCAUCCCCACCGAGCCCGCAGACAGGAAGCUGUCGAAGAUCGAGACGCUUCGUUUGGCCAGCAGCUACAUCAGUCACCUGGGGAACGUCUUGCUCCUGGGCGAGGGGCUUCACGAUGGACAGCCGUGCCACGCUCCCUCACCACCGUUCUUCCACGUGAACUCCUCCCCCAGCCGAGGAUCUGACCAAUCAGCUCAGCCAAAGCACAUCUGUACUUUCUGCCUCAGCAACCAAAGGAAAAUGAACAAAGACCGAGACAGGAAGACGGCCAUCAGAAGUUAACAAUGAGGACACAACCACACGGAUGAAAUGCUCGUCACUUUGACAGCGCUUUCAGUGAUCUUAUACUACAACUUGAAGACUUUUCAGACUUGUGUUGCAUUUCAAAGACUUAUUGAAGGACUUCUUUAGCACUUCGAGGACUUUUCAAGGAACUUUCCAACCAUUUCUUCUUAUUGUUUUCUUACUUUUCUUUUAAUCACUUUUUACUUUUUUAGAGUGUUUUCAAAUAUGAUUGAAAACAUUUCUGAAAAGUUGAACAGUACUUUUAAGUGGCUAUUACAUGCUUAUCAAGACCAUGACGAACCUUUCAACAACAUUUAUGUAUAAGCGACUUUUUACUGUAUUGUUCAAAGACUCCGGGACUCGUUGGUCAGAGUCUAAGGAACUUAUGGCACAUGAUCGAAAAACACACAGAACCUUUUGAAACAAAAAAAUGUAUUCAUCAAAAAGCUGUGGGUUAUUAAUGUGUAAACUGAAAUACAAAUGUAUAUUUAUGUGACAUAACAUUUAUAUAAUGAAACUAUGUUAUUUAACCGGCAUUGACAUUCAUAACAAAUGAUGUAUAAAGGUGCAACAAAUUGGCUAUUGACACAAUUUAUGACAUCACACAAAAAAAAUAAAAAUACAUGCUGGAACUUUA